This is a messenger RNA of Phanerochaete carnosa HHB-10118-sp, 977 nucleotides long. RefSeq lists its product as uncharacterized. Lineage: Eukaryota; Fungi; Basidiomycota; Agaricomycetes; Polyporales; Phanerochaetaceae. Bases 7 to 582 code for a protein of 191 amino acids. The record is from RefSeq and is a predicted model, not a curated record. The transcript has 5 exons.
UUCGAUAUGCAUCCCACUUUCAUCCUCACUCGCGCAUUCGCCAUCUCUUCCCUCUUCGUUGGUGCGGCUCCCCUCGCGCAAGCAGCCCCCAUCUAUGCUACCACUACUUGCGUGUCUGGUACAUCCCGCCCGUCGUGCUCACUCUCUUCGAUCUGGAGUUUCUUCGCAGCACUGAUCCCAACGGUCUCGUCUCCUGGGCCGGUCGACAUUUUCAACAAUGCCUACCCCGAGGAGUCAUUCCACUUCGCGACUCACAGCUCUGAACCGCCUGCGGCGGGUCGAGAGACGGUCGCGGUCGUAGUUGUAGUAGAGGAGACGUGCGCUGACGGUUCCUGCGGGGGUAGCCUCUACAAGCGAGAUGAUGUAGAAGUCGCCUCUCGCGAAUCUAAGACAGUCGAAGAGCGUGCCGACGACGACGACAUCAUCACACACGAGCCCGCAGAACUCGUUGACCGCGACGCCAACAUCAUCAUACGCGAGCCUGCAGAACUUGUUGAUCGCGACGCCAACAUUAUCAUACGCGAGCCUGAGCCUCUGUGCAAUAACAUCGCCUUCUGCAAGCGUGAGUCUGAGUCCAAGUGACCAGCCUCAAGCCGCUUCCCACAAGUCUCGACCUGGUGAUCCUUAAUCCUGUUAUUACUUCGUUCACACUGCUGAUUCGUUGUCCGCCCUUGUUGGCGUAAUCUCCUUUUCACUUCAAGUACCACCCCUCUGCGAACCCUCUGGCCUCCUACAUCCCAGUUAAAAACUGCCAUGUGGCGCCUCACGCUCUUUGCCUUGCUCAUUGUAUGCACUGUUAUUGUUCUGUAGCUGUUGUGUGUAUUUCAUUGUACUUGCUGUUUCUCUGGUUGAAGGCUGUGUCCAGCUGACUGGUCGCGCCUCAUAGACAUCUUCUGGGACCCUUGUGUUAAUAGGUUCGACCUUCGUGUAUCAAUAGUUCCUGUUAUGCUAGGUAAUCUGGCUGUAUAUAGAUCCCU